Molecule: messenger RNA, 1236 nt
Organism: Ruditapes philippinarum (Manila clam)
Lineage: Eukaryota; Metazoa; Mollusca; Bivalvia; Venerida; Veneridae
Product: neuronal acetylcholine receptor subunit alpha-3-like
Exons: 2
Coding region: 1-1236 (411 amino acids)
Biological process (GO): nervous system process; signal transduction; chemical synaptic transmission
Cellular component (GO): membrane; synapse; neuron projection
Molecular function (GO): extracellular ligand-gated monoatomic ion channel activity; neurotransmitter receptor activity; transmembrane signaling receptor activity
Source: RefSeq, a predicted model, not a curated record
AUGUUAGGAAUUUAUUCAGCUCUGAUAGUACUUGAAGUAUUCAGUGCAUGUCAUGGACAGACAUAUCUAGACGAAGUAAAGCUGCUGGAAUACUUGUUUAAGGAUGGAAGGUAUGAUAAAUCAGUCAGACCAGUUGCCAACCGUUCUUCAGCAAUUCGGGUUGAUAUAAGUCAUGAGAUUCGAGCUAUAUCACAAGUCGAUGUUUCUGAUGGGACAUUCUGUACCUUUUCUAAUCUAGAGACAUCCUGGUUAGACGAGCAAUUAACAUGGGACCCCGCUGAGUAUGGCGGUAUUUAUGCUAUUUCUCUACCAGAAGGGAAAUACUGGAGCCCGGAGCUGGAGAAGCAAUUCCCAGGUGCUUGUGGUGGUGUUACAGCGUACGAAAAUUUCAAGAUUGAAAAUGCCACCUUGACAUACGAUGGGAAAGUUUUAGUUUACGUUUACAAACUAUUUGGAUCUCUUUGCAAGGUUGAUCUGACAUAUUAUCCAUUCGACGAACAUGUCUGUAUUCACCAGUUUUACUCCACUAAGUAUAAUCAAAACGAACUUUCAAUCAAUUUGUUGCACGAUAAAAUAAUUGGCGGGACCUACCUAGAAAAUCAAGAAUGGAAAGUGACACAAACUGUCUCACAUGUGGUGAAUAUUUCAAUUCAACGCCUGUCGGUUACAUUUGCUUCGAAUUAUAUAACCAUCGAGCGAAGACCGGGCUUUAUAAUGAUAAACAAGUUCGCACCGGCAUGUCUUUUGUCUGCCUUGCAUAGUUCUUUGCCGCUUAUUCCUCCAAACAAUGAAAGGUUAUCCUUUGCUAUUACAAAUUAUCUUGCCUUGAUGUUUCUGACCGUCUCUUUUGUUUCCGACAUGCCUAGAAAUUCUGUAAACACAACAAUGCUCUCGUAUUGUUUACUUGGCUUAAGUAUCGCCGCUGCAAUCGGUGUCCUUUGGAGUGUUUUUGUCGUUCGUUUGGCUAAUGCAACCAAUAGAACCCGGAAAAUGCCGAAAUGGUUACGUAAUCGGAUUAGAAAAAAAUCAAGAGAAAUGACCCCGCUGUCUGCGGAUGGGGAAGAAGAGAAAAAGGUCAAAGAAAUGACAAAGGAAAUAGAACAUGAAAAUGGCUGGUAUGAGGCAGCGAUGUAUCUUGACAAAGUGUAUUUUAUAACAUCACUGUGUAUCAUAAUUGUUUUAUUGACAGCAGUCUGGUUCAUGUACACUUUUUCAAAAGACCAGAAAGACGAAUGA